GGGCGGGCCCUUGCAUAUAGCUUGCUAUAUGUAGAGCUCCUCGCGCGUAACGAAAAAGCUGACGAAGAGAGAGAGAGAGAGAGAGAGAGAGAGAGGAGGAUGCACUGGAGAGAUGACGAGUUGACGUCCGUCUCUUUCUCCGACAAGUUUAUAAAUGGGAAAGCACCACCAUCACCAGCUUAGCAAUCUCCUCUAAAGCUUCCUCAUCCUUUUUAUCGCUUUCCAUUUUCGCCCUCGGCGAUUCCUCUCCUCGUUCCUGUUCCACCGCCACAUCCAUUAUGCCGCCCCCCCACCCAAGGGCCGAUGAUUUCGUCAAGGCCGUCGACGACGGCCUCAAGCUCUCCAAGCGAAUUUACUUCGGCAAGGACCGAGCGGUUGCGCCGCCCAAGCCGGUCGCUGCGAUGGACAAGUCCUCCUCUAACUCCUUCCUUCUUCCCUCUGCGCCGAUGGUCUACGCGGUGAUUGGGGAUCCCCAGAUCGUCGACAAUCCUGACAUUCCGAGCUACCAGCCUCACGUCCACGGCAGGUGCGAUCCCCCGGCCCUCAUUCCGCUUCAGAUGAAUGGGAUUGCAUUGGAGGUUGAUUGUUAUUUGGACACCGCGAUUGUCUCGGUCACCGGAUCCUGGCGUGUUCAUUGUGUCAUGGGAAGCCGCCGCUGUGAUUGUCUCGUUGCCAUCCCCAUGGGCGAACAGGGUUCAGUUCUAGGUGUUGAGGUUGAUACUCCCAGAAAAUCAUAUCAUACUCAGCAGAUUGCUAUGGAUGAGAAAAAGGAUAUGGACAAGGCUGCUAAAGCUGAAAAUGGGGGCUUUCUGAAACCCAACAUAUUUACUUUUACAAUACCCCAGGUUGAUGGCGGCUCCAAUCUUUCGAUUAGAGUUAUUUGGUCACAAAAAUUGUUAUAUAGCAAUAGUGAGUUCACUUUGAGUAUACCAUUUAGCUUUCCUGAGUAUGUCAUCCCUGCUGGGAAGAAAAUUUCCAAAAAGGAGAAGAUAGUAUUGAAUGUCAACUCUGGUGCUGGUACUGAAGUUCUGUGCAAGACAACUAGUCAUCCUCUGAAGGAGAAAUCCCGACAGGUCGGAAAAUUGGGCUUCCUGUAUGAAUCAGAAGUUCUUCAAUGGUCAAGCAGUGAUUUUAUCUUUUCCUAUACUGUUUCUUGUGAUCAUAUUCUCGGUGGGGUGCUUUUACAGUCUCCAUCCAUAUUUGAUUCGGAUCAAAGGGGGAUAUUCUGUGUUUAUCUAUUUCCAGGAGAUGAGCCAAAAAAGGUCUUCAAAAAGGAAGUGAUAUUUGUUGUUGAUAUAAGUGGGAGCAUGCGAGGAAAGCCACUUGAGGAUACCAAGAAUGCUUUAUCUUCAACACUGUUAAAGCUUGAUCCAAAAGACUCCUUCAAUAUAAUAGCUUUCAAUGGAGACAUUUAUCAGUUUUCGUCAAAGAUGGAGUUAGCCACUGAGGAAGCAAUUGAAAAAGCCACUCAAUGGAUUAAUAUGAACUUUGUUGUGGGGGAUGGUACAAAUAUUUUGCUUCCCUUGAAUCAGGCAAUAGAGAUGUUGUGCAAUACUCGUGAUUCCCUUCCUAUGAUUGUCCUUAUAACUGAUGGGGCUGUAGAAGAUGAGAGACACAUUUGUGAUGUCAUGAAAAGUCAUUUAACAAAUCGAGGAUCAAUAUGCCCACGAAUUUACACUUUUGGGAUAGGUACAUUUUGUAAUCAUUACUUCUUGCGAAUGCUUGCAAUAAUUGGGAGGGGCCAUCAUGAUGCUGCUUAUGAUGCAGAUGUAUUGUCUCUAAUCAAUACUGGCUUUUGGUCAGACUCAAUUGAGGUUCGACUGAAAGCAUUUCUUGAUCGAGUGUCAUCCACCAUUCUUGCAAAUAUUUCCAUUGAUGCCAUGGAUAAUCUUGGUGAGCUCGAGGUUUAUCCUUCUCGUAUUCCAGACCUUUUGUCUGAAAGACCACUGAUCGUAUCAGGCAGAUAUCAAGGAGAGUUUCCUGAAACUCUUAAAGCCAAAGGGUUGCAUGCAGAUACGAGCAAUUUUGUUUCAGACUUGAAGGUGCAAAUGGCAAAAGACAUACCUCUUGACAAGGUACUUGCAAGGCAAGAGAUUGAUUUAGUCACAGCUCAGGCAUGGUUUGCAGAGAAUAAUGAACUUGAGGAAAAGAUAGCAAAGAUGAGCAUAAAAACUGGUAUUAUCUCGGAGUAUACCCAUAUGGUCUUGCUUGAGACAGAGAGUGGGAAGAAAGACAAGAAAUCAGAUGAACUACAGAAGGUUCCUAGCAAGACUGAGCUACAAAAAAUGGUGGACUGGAGAGGCCAGAAGGUAAUAAUGUUGCGAAGCCUUGGGAUUGGCUUUGGAAACUUGACUGCAACAGCUGAAAACAUCAUUCCAGGAAGCGAGGGAGAAAAAGUACCAGAGGCUGCAGAAAUAUUUGUUAAAGCAGCUUCCAACUGUUUUGGCAGGCUAUGUGGCCACUGCUGUUGCAUGUGCUGCAUCAGUACAUGCUCGCGGAUAAAUGACCAGUGUGCAAUUGCGAUCACGCAGUUUUGUGGUGCCCUUGCAUGUUUGGGUUGCUUCAGUUGUUGUGAUGCUUGCUGUUCUGGACAUGACGGUUAAUAUUAGAUCAUCAUAUAUAAGCAGCCAUGCUCUUGUAUCUUUUUGUUAACAAAAUUCACCAAGAAAGAACAAAAGUUGCAUAUUUGAUAUCUUUUUGGUAACUUUUGAUGCUCUUGUAUCUCUAUGUCUGAACAAAAGUUGGAGGCAGCCCUGGAGCGGAGGCCCUGUAACUUGCAAGUUUGGUCAGACAGUGGAAGUCCCAUCCUGAGCCUGUGACUAAGUAUGAUGAACAAACGCAUAUAUGAUAGUGUGAUUAAAGGAGCUUGAAGCUCAACUACUUUGUAUGAAGUGCAAGAAAGAACACCGGCAAUUCUAUAGAGAGAUUCUCCGUUGUGGUAUA
Messenger RNA from Diospyros lotus (date-plum), 2943 nucleotides. RefSeq lists its product as uncharacterized. Bases 279 to 2603 code for a protein of 774 amino acids. The record is from RefSeq and is a predicted model, not a curated record. Lineage: Eukaryota; Viridiplantae; Streptophyta; Magnoliopsida; Ericales; Ebenaceae. The transcript is spliced from 13 exons.